AUGUCAACACUAGCACAAGCUUACGCCACCUUGGCUGUAGAUCCUGAGGUUUCUGACGAAGAGCUCCGCCUCACCUACUAUGCUCUCUUGCGAAUUAUCGAGGCGUACGAUCUCAUCGUCAAUGCUCGUAGCAACGUCGACGAGUCAGAAGUUGAGCCAGGAAGCGAUCAACACAAAGGUGUCAGCAAAGUAGUCCAGCCAAAACAGAAGCAGAAGAUCAUAGCGUAUGAGCCAUAUGAAGCACAGUUCAAAACCACAGACGAGGAUGGCAAGGAUCUGUACGUUACAUUCAACUCGAGUGCGAAGCAUAUAGAUGCCAUGAGCAAGCGCGAGCCACGUACAAAGAAGGCCGGACGCUUCUAUGGACAUGUUGGAGAUCUUCACCGGACACUGCUGUAA
Messenger RNA from Lithohypha guttulata, 399 nucleotides. RefSeq lists its product as uncharacterized. Bases 1 to 399 code for a protein of 132 amino acids. The record is from RefSeq and is a predicted model, not a curated record. NCBI's taxonomy places the organism in Eukaryota, Fungi, Ascomycota, Eurotiomycetes, Chaetothyriales, Trichomeriaceae. The transcript is spliced from 2 exons.